Molecule: messenger RNA, 1618 nt
Organism: Folsomia candida
Lineage: Eukaryota; Metazoa; Arthropoda; Collembola; Entomobryomorpha; Isotomidae
Product: methyl farnesoate epoxidase
Exons: 9
Coding region: 142-1536 (464 amino acids)
Biological process (GO): xenobiotic metabolic process
Cellular component (GO): intracellular membrane-bounded organelle; cytoplasm
Molecular function (GO): iron ion binding; heme binding; oxidoreductase activity, acting on paired donors, with incorporation or reduction of molecular oxygen, reduced flavin or flavoprotein as one donor, and incorporation of one atom of oxygen
Source: RefSeq, a predicted model, not a curated record
UGCUUGAUUGCAGUUGUGCCAUUAAUUCCGUGCAGGAAAGAUGUUGGAGUAUUAUUCUCUCGCUAUCUGUGCAGCUCUCCUCAUUUAUUAUUUUUUACUGAAAGAUGACACAAAAGGGAAGGAACCUCCAGGUCCUCAACCAUGGCCACUUAUCGGAAAUCUAGUAGACUUGGCAACAGCUUCGGACAAUCUGACUUUAGGAAUGGGAAUAUUGGGCGAAAAAUAUGGGGAAAUAUAUUCAUUAAGGAUGGGAUCAAAAUGGACAGUCGUAAGGAAGUCGUGCUAACUUCGAAGGAAGCCAUGCAAACUGUUCUCACGAACGAGGCUGCUUUUGGCCGGGACACCAGCGGAAUGUUUGGGGACAGAGUGAUGCAUAAAAACUUGGGCAUCGCCACUUCCGAAGGGGAAGUUUGGGAAAAGACGAGAAAUUGGACUUUUAGGACGUUACGUGAAUUCGGGUUUGGGAAAUCGUUAGACAUGGAACAUUUCAUUCAGAUCGCGUCGGAAUCCUUAUUUGCCGACAUUGACUUGAAGAUUGGGAACGGGAAAAAUAGUGGCAUUAUAGACGUCGAGUUACUCUUCAACACCCCAAUUCUAUCCAUAAUUUGGCAAAUGGUGACUGGCCGAUUAGCCCUAGAAGAUAAGCCGGACAUUCAAAUCUUAUCCGAAAAAGGGGACGGCUUUGUGAAAAGUGGCAUUUUCGGGGCUGGAAUCGUCAACGCGUUUCCCGUGUUGAGAUUUAUCUUCCCAAAAGCGUUGGGCUACGAUGUGCAGAUGGAUUACUUUAAUACGUGCAAUAAAGUUGGAGGGAAUUUGUUCCGCGAGACGCAGUCACGACUAAAAUCGUCUCCGCUGGCAUCACAACCUACAAAUUUACUGGAAGCAUUCGUACAAAAUUCUUCAACUGAUCCGAAAAUAUUUAAUUGUGAAAACUUCCAAAUCAUGUUUCAAGACUUGCUUUUGGGCAGUACUGACACUUCAAGCUCAUAUUUAGAAGCUGCUUUGCUCUUCCUCGUGGCAAACCCGGAAGUGCAGGAGAAAAUUUAUCACGAAAUUUUGGAGGUUGCACCGAAUGGAAGAUUUCUUAAUUUUUCGGAUAGAAAAAGUAUGCCAUAUACCCAAGCUUUUUUCUUGGAAACGCACAGAAAAGCGAGAAUCUUGCAAAAUUCUGUGCCACGCCGUGCCCUGAGAGAUUUCCAGUAUAAAGAGUACACAAUUAAAAAGGAUACCGUUAUCAUGUGCGAUACGCGACUCUAUUUUGAAGACAAGGAGAGAUGGGGAGAUCCCGAAUUAUUUAGGCCUGAUAGAUUCAUCGGUGAAAACGGGGAACUCGUAAAUGCGUCAAGCAUAAUUUCCUUCUCGUUUGGAAAGCGAAACUGUCCUGGAGAACUGCAUGCCAACAUUGUUGCAUUCCUAUUGCUCACCUCUCUCCUCCAGAGAUACAAAUUAAGUGUGGAGGAAACACCCAGGUUGGACAUGAGGCCAGGAAUGACGCUAAAGCCGUACCCAUUUAAAGCGAUGUUCACAAGAAGAUAAAGAAUUUUAAUAGGGGGCAUGAUCAUAAUUUGUGUUAAUAUUUUAAGUAUUAUCGAAUAAAAAUAUAGUUGGACUGGAGGUA